AUGCAGGUUACCCAUGGUAUUUACUCUUUGACGGCCGAUGCGGCGGCUUCGGCUACGGCGGUGGGGAUUUUAUCUACUGGUGUUGCCACGGCUGGUGUAAAGCCUUUGAUCACCACUGCGCCCUUCGGAGCUGCCGCCCCCGCUUUUGGAGCUUUGUUCUAG
Penicillium robsamsonii is the source of this 162-nucleotide messenger RNA. RefSeq lists its product as uncharacterized. Bases 1 to 162 code for a protein of 53 amino acids. Lineage: Eukaryota; Fungi; Ascomycota; Eurotiomycetes; Eurotiales; Aspergillaceae. The transcript has a single exon. The record is from RefSeq and is a predicted model, not a curated record.